GCGGUUCCGGGUCGCUGCUCCGGCUCCGCGGCUGGCGGUGGGGGCUGGUGACGCUGGUCGGCGCUCGCGAGAGGCCCCGGAGGCGGUGCUCUGCCGGGUGCCCACAGAGCGGCAGGUGCGCGACCCGAAGCUCCGGGGAUUGGAGCCGCCCCUCGCCCCCAUUCUCCCGGUGUCCUCGGUCUGUCCCCAAGCGCCCCGGACGGGGUUGCCCGAGACCUUAGGCGGGGGGCGGUACCUGGGGACUGGGAGGGCGAGGAUGGGGGCGGAGGCGGGCUGCCCCGGCCUGGGGGGCUGGCGCCUCGGGUCCUGAGAUUCCUCCCUGCGCGACCUUGGACACGUCCCUCCUCGCCAGUGGGCUUCAGUUUCCCUGCUUCCAGAUGAGAGAGACGUCGGCUGCUAGCCCUGGCAGUGGGAGCACCGGCGGGGCUGGCGGGGGCUGAGGGAGUGGGCUCCCAACUGCCUGGCAGCGCCCUGCCCGCCAUCCUGGGCGUCAGCAUCUUCUUUCUUUUAAAAAAAAAAAUUUUUUUUUAAACCUAACUUUGCCGUCCUUCCUCUCAGCGACUGUCUUAGGCGUCCGUGACCAGACAGCCCAGGGUCUGGCCAGGUAAACAGUGUGUGAGGGCCAGAAUCAGCUGAGAGCUAAGCCGGCUCUGGAAAACCGGAACUCGCGUUGCAGUUUGGCUCAGGGCUGCCUAGAAGUGAAUUUAGACACUGACUGCGUUGAGCGACUCCAGCUCUAGGGAGAUUCCAGACUGUAGGAGACCAGCGUGAGCGAGGGUAGCCCGCCUGGAGUCGGGCAGUGACAGGUUUUCCCUCCCCGACUUAAUUCUUCCCUUGCACUCAUCUCCCACCACCGCCCCCCAAGAUUCUGGCUUUGUACUUGAAACAUACCCAACGUGUUUCAUCUUGGUCUUCGUGAGAGCUUUGACCUGCCGGCCGUCUUAACCGGGCACCUGUGUCUGGACCCUGGCCACUGACCUAAGGACUACUGCAGUGAGGCAGGAACCGGCCGCGGUGCAGGGAAGCCACACAGCAGCAAUGUUCGCAAAGCUGAAGAAGAAGAUUGCAGAAGAGAGUGCUGGCGCUCAGAGGCCUGGAGGUGCCGCUAGGAUUCCACGGUCCGUGAGCAAGGAGUCGGUCGCCUCCAUGGGCGCUGACUCAGGAGACGACUUUGCUUCUGACGGUAGCAGUUCUAGAGAAGAUCUCUCGUCCCAGCUUUUGAGAAGGAAUGAACAGAUACGGAAAUUGGAAGCCAGACUUUCUGACUAUGCUGAACAGGUCCGAAACUUGCAGAAGAUAAAAGAGAAGCUUGAGAUUGCAUUAGAAAAACAUCAGGAUUCUUCCAUGCGGAAAUUUCAAGAGCAGAAUGAGACAUUCCAAGCCAACAGAGCCAAAAUGGCAGAAGGACUGGCUUUGGCAUUAGCCAGAAAGGACCAGGAAUGGUUAGAAAAGAUGGACCACCUCGAAAAGGAAAAAAGGCUUCUGACAGCUCAGUUACAGGAAGUGAAGAACCAGAGUUUGAAUCUGUUCCAAAGAAGAGAUGAGAUGGAUGAAUUAAAGGGGUUCCAGCAGCAGGAAAUAAGUAAAGUAAAGCACAUGCUUUUAACAAAAGAAGAAAGUCUGGGGAAAAUGGAGCAAGAGUUGGAGGCACGAACCAGAGAACUUACUCGCACCCAGGAAGAGUUGAUGACUUCCCAUAAGAUGUCAUCAGACUUAAGCCAGAAGCUGGAAGAAUUGCAGAGACACUACUCAACGCUGGAAGAGCAGAGAGAUCAUGUGACAGCUUCAAAAGCAGGUGCAGAAAAUAAGAUCACAGCCCUGGAACAAAAGGAACAAGAGCUCCAAGCAUUCAUUCAGCAGCUUUCCAUUGAUUUGCAAAAGGUCACUGCUGAAACUCAAGACAAAGACAGACUCAUUACACAUUUGCAAGAGAAGGUCGGAUCCUUGGAGAAGAGACUGGAACUGAACUUAUCAGGGGAGGAGCAUUUACAAGAACUCCUGAAAGAGAAAACACUUGCUGAGCAGAAUUUGGAGGAUACCAGACAGCAGCUCUUGGCAGCCAGAAGCAGCCAGGCCAGUGCCGUUGGUGAAUUGGAGAGUCGGGUGAAGGACCUAGAGCUGACCCUGCAGGCCUCCCAGGAGAAGCUCCAGCAGAGCAGGGCCAUCAUGGCCGCCCAGGAAGCACAGAUCCAGGAGCUGGCCGCUGCAAGCCAGGAGAGCAGCCGCAUGCAGCAGCAGGCCCUGGCCCUGGAGCAGCAGUACGCAGAGCGCACCCACGCCCUUGAGGCCCAGAUCACUGCUCUGGAGCAAGCGCGGGCCGCUGACCAGACAGCUGCAGAGCAUGGCAUGAGAGAACUGAAGCAAGAAAAUGCAGCCCUUAAAGAGAGCAGAAAUGAGUGCGAGCGUUCUUUACAGCAUCAUCAGUUUGAACUAAAGAAGCUGAAGGAAGAAUGGAGCCAAAGAGAGAUUGUGAGUGUGGCCAUGGCCCAAGCCCUGGAGGAGGUGCGGAAGCAAAGGGAAGAGUUCCAGCAACAGGCCGCCCACCUGACAGCUCUGAUGGACGAGAAGGAGCAGAGUCUGCAGGAGAAAACCGAGGAGCUGCUGCAGAAGGAGCAGGAUCUUCUGGCACUGGAGAAAGGCCAGGAGUCUGCGCUGCUGCAGCUGCACCAGCUGCAGAGUGAGCUGGAGGCCCUGCGGAGCCUGAGGGCAGAGGAAGCUGCGGCCCGCGAGGACCUGCUGGGGCUGCAGGGCCAGGAGCCCCGCGAACUGCGCGUGAGCGUGAAAGCCACGCAAGACCCUGCAUACCAGCUUGCAGCCACCGAAGGAACGCCAAAUGGUGAGGUGGGGGCUGUGGAGCUAGGGCAGUUGCAGAAGGAGAAGCAGGACUUGGAGCAGCAACUCGCCGAGAAGAACAAGACCAUAAAGCAGAUGCAGCAGAGGAUGCUGGAGCUCAGAAAGACUCUGCAGAAGGAGCUGAAAAUCAGACCUGAUAAUGAGCUUUUUGAUGUUCGAGAGAAGCCUGGCCCUGAGAUGCCAACCCUGGCACCUUCUGUCACCAGUAACGCCGACCUCACCGAUGCCCGCGAGAUCAACUUCGAAUACCUUAAGCACGUUGUUUUAAAAUUCAUGUCCUGUCGGGAAUCCGAGGCUUUUCAUCUUAUCAAGGCGGUGUCGGUCCUGCUGAACUUCUCCCAGGAGGAAGAGAGCAUGCUCAAGGAGACCCUGGAGUACAAGAUGUCGUGGUUUGGGUCCAGACCAGCCCCCAAGGGCAGCAUCCGGCCGUCUAUUUCAAACCCUCGGAUACCGUGGUCCUAGGGAAGCACCCGAGGACGGAGCGCCGUGGGUUGACUCUUUUUCUGUGAAAAGUUCGCUGACACACCAGUCUGGGUGGGUUUUUAAUCACUGUAACUGCAGUAUUUUGUACAAGCGUCUAAACAUUGUUUACAACACUUAAGGCCCACUUCCCUGCAGGCUCACAUGCACCUCGGGAGGGAGCUGAUCCUGUGUCUGGCCACCAACAGGAGGGUCCGGCACUCCCCGGCUGCCACAGGGCUGCUGGUAGCCCAGCUCUGGCCAGCACCCUGUCUGCACCCGAGCCUCUGCCUAUCCCGUUAGCGUGCAGAGCCGUGGCCACGGCCCUCAGGCGGUGCUGACCAUGAUGACGCGGGCCACACUCAGCUGUGCUGCGGCUUCUAGAGGGGCCCUCCGCCAGGGCGUGGGGUUCACAGGAGCCAAGGCUGGUCAAGCCCUCCUCCCAAGAACACAGCGCUCCCCUGGACCCUCAGAUGUGCACAUCGCGAAGGCACGCUGAGGCCAGGUGGCCUGAAGGACAUGCAGCUUGCUGACGGCAUCUCCACUGUCCAGAAGAAAGCUAGCAAAUACAGCGAUCCCAGUGUAGCACCAAAUACACUCAAUGGCCUUUUUAAUGAAUGUACUUGUCUUGGAUAGGUUGCUGGCAAACCAUUUUAAACUAUUUUUUAUAGCUGAAGUUCUUUGCUGUUAUAAACAUGUCUUCUGUCUUAGAAAAUCCAUUGAACUGAUGUUCUUAAAGGACAAUGAGAGCGCAUCAAGAGGAAAUUCUUUCUAAAAGCAGGAGUCCUGUCCCUCUGUGGUUUUGCUCGCGUCCUGCGCAUCUGCUGGCCCCGGGGCGGCCGGGGACCUCCUGGGCCCCGCCCGGAGCCUGUGCUUAAUGCCCCUCCCCCAGCCUGGACCAAACCCUGGGAGGGGCUGCCCCUGACACCAGAGGCCCAGGUGGCACUGCUGCAGCAGCUGACAGCACCCCCGCCGCCGGCCGCCCAGAGCUUGGAUCCGUUACUGCUGAGGAGAGGAGAGACGCUUGUUCUGGACACGGCGCGUCCUUCAGCUGAAAGGGAAGCCAUUGAUUGAUUGAUACUUCAGUGAGUCUCGCUGGCUAAAUGAACAAGAGUGGCUGGAGUGUCCGUAUCCAGUGACGUACAGGUGUUUCUCAGUUAGGCUUUGGGUCACUGCACGUAUGUACAUGCACAUACGGAUAGGCAGAUGCCGAACAGGCCUGGCAGAAGCUCACCGGCGCUGCCCCGCGCCACAGCAGCCAGGGCAGUGCCGGGCAGCCUGCCGCUCGGGUCCCUCAGAACGCUGCGUUCCAUUCCCCGGUGGGCGACACGAAACCGGCGUCCCCUGGGCUCCGUCACUUUGGUAGGAGGAGUGCGAGCUGCUGGGGCAGCUGUAACACUUGGGAGGCAGGGUCUGCUCCGCCCGGCUUCUCCUGCCCCGGGGGCGGGUCACCCCCGCCUCAGGUGUCCUGGGGCCUAGGAGUGUGUCCCCUUAGGGAGGAGUUGCUCGGAUUCAGGGUUCCUCCUGCAUGUUGAAUUUCCCUCAGCUUUAAGGGGAAGAAUGGAGUAAACAUUCUAAGUGAUUUCGUGCACUUUCACUUGUAUAAAAUGUCCUGUAUGAGGCAGUAUACAUAGCCCUUUCUAUGGACGUUGCUCUUGAUCUCACUCAGUGUUGUAAAUAGGAUGGUACUCCUGAGACUGCUGUAGAAAACUCACUUGUGGUGCAAUACACUUUUUGAUUAAAGCGCUUCAAUUCCGA
Oryctolagus cuniculus (rabbit) is the source of this 5070-nucleotide messenger RNA. NCBI's taxonomy places the organism in Eukaryota, Metazoa, Chordata, Mammalia, Lagomorpha, Leporidae. The record is from RefSeq and is a predicted model, not a curated record.